CCUCUCCUUCAGAUCUUUGUUCAUUCGCUCUGAGCUCUGAGUGCAAACAGUCACCAGAGUAAAAGCCAGAAACAAGCAGAGACACGUGGAAACAGAGAGGCUGGAUUUAUCCAAGGUGGACUGAAUUCUGAACAUUCAAAAGGCAAAAAGUGGUGUCCUGUCUACAACUGAAGCUGAGUGGAGUGGCGUUAUACCAAACUGAGAGGAGAAUAUCAACUGACCUGAGUGCAGCCGGACAGGUUGAGGUGGAUGAGAUUGUGGCAACCCUUCCCUGUGGUCAGCUCUUCUAACUGAAUAGACAAUCUCUGCAGUGCACAGGAUGCGUGUCACUUCCUCUCUCCUCUUAGCAUCACUGCUUCUCCUCCUGCUCCCGUCAGCCGAAAUGAAAAGGCCGGGGAAAGGCAGAGGCCUCAAAGGAGUCAGACACAAGCUUGCACGGGAAAGGGUAAGAGGUGCUGGGCGUCACAGCAGAGCGGGCCCCUCCAGGCUUGUGGCACCUGACUGCACGGAGUUGAGAGAAUCUGGAGACGUCUUUGUAGACUGUCAGGAGCGGCGCCUCACCUCCAUUCCAACCUCACAGACCUGGUCUAAUCAACCAAAGCACCUCCUUCUAGCACGCAACCGAAUCAAAGUCCUUCGUGAUGGGGCCUUCCAAGGAUUUGAAAGUUUAACUAGUCUGGACUUGCAGCAAAAUCAGAUCUCUCUAGUGGAGGAAGGGGCCUUUGAGGGCCUGACACGCCUUACAACUCUACUGCUGCAGCACAACCGACUGGGAACACUUAGCGAGGAGGCCCUCAUCCCCAUGCCAAACCUUCGCUACCUGCGCCUAUAUGAUAAUCCCUGGAUUUGUCUCUGCCCGAUGGACAGUCUCAUACGCACCCUUCAGGUCCCAAGCAACCGGAAUCUAGGAAGUCAUGCCAGGUGUGCAGAGCCCACCAGACUAAAAAACAUGAAGUUGAAGCUGAUUGACCCCGAGUUACUCUGUAAGGAGACAGACCCAGCUGAUGAUCCACAGGGCGACCAAACAGAUCCUAUUCCAAUUCGCACAAAACCAGAUGCCACCACAGCUUGCCAUACCUACCUUUUCCCCCAAAUACGAAUGGACUGCAGUAACCGGGGUCUAACUGAGGUGCCUACAGGUAUUCCAGAUGAUGUUGUUCAUAUCGAUCUGUCCCGUAAUUCAAUUCAUCGUCUCAAAGCCAAAGAUUUUCAGGGAGCGAGGAGCCUCAAAACCCUAAACAUCAGUAAUAACAACAUGGAGCACAUUGACACAGCUUCCCUGUCUGGGCUGCUGCACCUUCGUGAGUUGGACCUGUCCCACAACAAUCUGUAUUCUGUCCAGUACGGGGUUCUUGAAGACCUGUACUUCCUGUCACAGCUAAAACUGGAAGGGAACCCCUGGGUGUGUGACUAUAGCAUCCACUACAUGGUGUACUGGCUACGUCUGCACCCGGUGGUGAGGCACUCUGGCCUGGUGUGUCGUUCCCCUCCUGAAUACACUGGGGAGAGUGUAGCGCAGUAUGUACUUUCCUACAACCGAGAGUGUCCAAAGGAAAGACAGCACAGCAGAACAGGUCAAGACCAAACGGACCCUGAACUGUGGAACACACCAAUGGAAGUGCGGGGAGAGCUGGAGGAACUGGAGGAGGAUCUGGAGCCAAGCCAUUUGAGAGCACCGCAGAAAUACCAGAUUUUCAGGCUUUCAUGAUUCAAGAGAAAAUUGACCUAACAUUUGACUAUAAAAAAGCUAUUUUUUCCCUUUUCUUUCAAUAUUAUAAAAACGUCUGUAUCAGAUGAAGAAACUAUAUUGGCAGUGUUGCUUUUAUGUUUGUUUUCUUUUAAUCAAAAUACAAGAGCUACCAACUUAUUGGCAGCAGCAACUGCUUCUAUAGAACAUGAUAUGUAUGGGUCAGUGAAACAUGGGUGCUCAUUAAAUACGAGAAAAAAACUUAAUUCAAGUGCCAUACUCACUGAUACAUUUCAUGCUGGGCCAUUUAAGAGAUGUGCAGCCACGCAGGUUGAGAUGAAUCACAAAUGGGCGGUAGUUCUGCAGAAUCUGCUUCAUUGUGCUCUCUGUUAUCCAGUCUUUCUCCACAGAGAAGUUGAUCUAAAAGGGACACACAAUUAGGAAACAUUUAUCCUCCUAUUUCAAGUACAACUUUAAACACCACUGUGGAUUAAAUACAAAGAGCAAUCUCCCAGUACCUGACUCCACAAUGUGCCUGACUGGAUGAUAGCUUUCCAUGUGCAACACACCUCAGCACAAUUCAGCCAAUCUUGCAACUCUAAAUACUGAAAGAUCUGCAGAAAAAAGAACAACCAUAUGUCAUAGUUGAUCAUUUGGAAAGGUGGACAUGUAUAAAAUUCCUUUCUACUUAUUUCACUUCUAUCUGAAUACUUAAAGGUUUUCCCACAUUGCUCUGCUCCACACUGUUCUUUUCAAAGUAAAAAGAUUAAAGCACACCCUUCGAUGCCAAAACAGAUUAAAGCAAUUAAGUCAUUUCCAUUUUGAUCACAUGAUAAAUACUUUAGGUUUAUUUUCUCAUACAAUCAGCUGUCAGUUUGCAAAUGUUUGUGAAAUUUUCCCUAUCAUCAUAAGACUUGUGUGAAGCUAAACAUUUUUGCAAAGUGCCUAAUAAACAGAAAGAAGAAGAAGCACAAAUUAAAGGGAAAAAAACCUUGCUGAGAUGUUUUAUAAAAAUUUCUGGUCACGUUGCUUCUGUUCUCUCUUAUGCUCUCU
Molecule: messenger RNA, 2740 nt
Organism: Centropristis striata (black sea bass)
Lineage: Eukaryota; Metazoa; Chordata; Actinopteri; Perciformes; Serranidae
Product: leucine-rich repeat-containing protein 17-like
Exons: 7
Coding region: 320-1708 (462 amino acids)
Molecular function (GO): protein binding
Source: RefSeq, a predicted model, not a curated record